Messenger RNA from Exaiptasia diaphana, 2055 nucleotides. Its product is annotated as very-long-chain 3-oxoacyl-CoA reductase. Gene Ontology annotation, molecular function: oxidoreductase activity. Gene Ontology annotation, cellular component: endoplasmic reticulum. The coding region runs from base 19 to 1173 and encodes 384 amino acids. NCBI's taxonomy places the organism in Eukaryota, Metazoa, Cnidaria, Anthozoa, Actiniaria, Aiptasiidae. The record is from RefSeq and is a predicted model, not a curated record. The transcript is spliced from 15 exons.
UCUGGUGUCUGCUACGAUAUGGAGUACAAUAUUCUUUCUGUUGUUGGCGUCUUCUUUCUUGUAUAUCAUGGAGUUAAAUUUGCACUCCAACUCAUCCAAGGAAUCAAAACAUUUGUUCUUCCGUCGCUUGGUUUUAGGAAGAACUUGAGGACAUUUGGUUCGUGGGCAGUUGUGACGGGCUGCACAGAUGGUAUUGGAAAAUCAUAUGCUAAACAAUUAGCCAAGCAAGGAAUAAACAUUGUUCUCAUGAGCAGAAAUUUAGAAAAACUACAGAAAGUUGAUAAAGAGAUAAAAUCUCAGUACAACGUUGAGACAAGAAGCAUAGUGAUAGACUUUGGUGGUGGACAAGAAAUAUACCAGGACAUUGGGGACAAACUAAAGGACUUAGAAAUAGGAAUACUAGUGAAUAACGUGGGGAUGGCAAUAGGCGCAGACUGCUUUCAUUUAAUUUCAAGAGAGAAAAAUGCAAAGAUUAUUAAUGUCAACAUCCUUUCAUAUGUCAUGAUGACUCACAUAGUUUUGCCUAUAAUGGUGGCAAGGAAAAGUGGACUAAUUAUCAACGUGUCAUCAUAUGGAGCCUUGGUACCCAAUCCUCUAAUUGCAAAUUAUUCAAGUACAAAAGCCUUUGUGGAUUUUCUCAGUUAUUGUAUCAACAGAGAGUAUUCUGAUAAAGGAAUACAUGUUCAGCCAAGUGAGUACAUAAUGAUUUUCUCCUUUUUCCACCAGAUGACUCACAUAGUUUUGCCUAUCAUGCUAGCAAGGAAAAGUGGACUAAUUAUCAACGUGUCAUCAUUUGCUGCUUUGGUACCCAAUCCUCUAAUUUCAAAUUAUUCAAGUACAAAAGCCUUUGUGGAUUUUCUCAGUUAUUGCAUCAACAGAGAGUAUUCUGAUAAAGGAAUACAUGCUCAGUGCGUCAUGCCAUGGUUUGUGUCCACAAAAAUGACUAGAAAUAUGUCGACAAGUCUUCUUGCGCCAUCUUCUGACUGUUAUGUCAAUCAAGCAUUAGGAACAGUUGGAAUGGAACAAAGGACUUGCGGAUACUGGAUUCAUUCUAUAUUGGCUUAUAUCCAGAUGAAUUUCCUAYCUAUGGCUGUCACUCAAGCCCUAWUGUGGAAAUUGUAUUGGUCAUUUAAACAACAGAUUACAUCUGGACAUUCGAAGAAGUCUUCUUAGAAGAUAUUAGAAAGAAAACAUUAAGAGCCUGAUAAUGAGAGGGAUUUGARCACUGAAGGAACAACUGGAACCUGCACAUACCCUUCUAAUGUUUUCAUACUGAGAUUUGAGUUUUUGAAUUGUAAAAACAUCACUCCAGGGAUGUCAACCUCCGAACUAUAUAUAUCUCGAGAAAUUGCCUCAAUUAUGUGUAUGACGUCACAACAUGUGAAUGACGUCACAAAUGACAUCAUAUUCUGUUUCAACCAAUGGGAUUAGACAUUGCAUAAUCAGUUUAUAUAUUUUUCAUGUGCGAGCAUACAGGUGUAUGUAACCAAGGCCUGUAGGUAUUUCGUUCCAUAUCGAAAGAUUGAGGAAACGCGACAUAAUUCAUUGAAGGUUUUCUUUGAAAAUAAAAAUCUACAACGAUGGUUAGUAAUUAAUAUCAUUCUAUAAAAAUAUCGUGUGUGUCCAGGAGAUUUAGGGCUAAAAUCUUGAGACCAGGAGAUUCGAUCUGAAACCGGGAGUCUCCUUGCAAAUCCGGGAGAGUUGACGUCCCUGUCACUCAAUAUUUUUUKAGUCUAAUUCUGGCGCUUUUAGUUAAAMUUUGUUUACAUCGGUUUAUUUUAUGUUUUUUUUGUGCUUCCCCUGCAMAAUCUCCAGCAGACUACAGCCCUGUAUACCAGCUGUACAAMUGUAUGAAUUAAGCUCAAUUUUAUAUCCCUGUACGUCAUGAAUAUAAUGGAACAAUUAAACCUGAAUUAAUUGUAAUUGAUUAAAAGUKUAAGGYAAUGAAAUGUAAAAUAGAUAGAUCUCAAAAGAUCUAGAUUUGUAAAGUCACAUUGUAGGAAGGUGGCCUUUUAAAGCAUUUUAUCUUUUCAAUAAAGAAUUAUUUAUCCAGUA